AUGUCUGCUUUCGGAGUGAUGCAGUCAUAUUACUCGCACGGAUUCCUCGAUAAUGAGUCUGCAUCUGCGAUUAGUUGGAUAGGCAGUCUGCAGCAAUUCCUUGAUCUGGCACUAGCAGCUCUUGGAGGUCAUUUGCUGGACAGAGGGUAUUUCCGACACGUUGUAGUCACAGGGAGUGUCUUGUUCAACUUGUGUCUCUUCAUGCUAUCUCUUGCCCAACCACAUCAUUAUUACCAGGUUUUCCUCACUCAAGGCCUCGGUAUGGGUGCAGGUGUUGGUCUGAUUUACCUACCCACAUCUGCUGUUGCCUCACAACACUUCAAAAAAUAUAAAACAUUUGCCAUUGGACUUGUUAUGUCGGGUGGCUCACUGGGCGGUUUUGCGUUCUCUAUUGCUCUGAAUCAGCUCUUGAACGGAUCUCUCAGCUUCGGCUGGGCCAUCCGAGUAACAGCAUUCGUUGCGACGGCGCCGCUUUUGCUCGGCAAUCUUCUCAUAUUCGAGCCCCCUAGGCAUCAAACACUCCUAUCUCCUGUGCCCAAUGAAGGAAGCACCCCAAGUCGUGUAGAAGCAGAAACAGAGUCUUCCGAGGCUGUCUAUGACUCUGAACAGACCCUCGAUGUCCAGCCAACACCGAUUAAUGCGACACCUUUCUGGGAUAGGAAUUAUAUUUUUAUGCUUGCAUUAGGAUUCUCGAUUGGCCUCGGAAUGUGGUUCCCGUCAUCAUUUGUCCAGUCGUAUGCGCAACAACAUAAUAUCGACAGACAGCUAGCGUUCUAUGCACUCGCUAUCAUGAAUGUUUCGAGCGGUGUUGGACGAAUCCUGCCGAAUUGGUUCGGCGAUAGAUGGGGCCCUCUGGACAUUUACGUGAUAUGUCUUUUCUGCGCAGGUGCGCUUGAGUUCGCAAUGCUCGGCUGUUCGACGGCAUACGGCCUUGUGCUAUUCACUUUGUCCUAUGGAUUCUUCUUGGGGACAACCGUGUCCCUCUAUCUUCCUGUAGUAUCGUUGCUCAGUAAGGAUGGUGUUGAUGUCGGCAAGCGCAUGGGCGUCGCACUCUUUCCUGUCGGUGUUGCUUCGCUCAUAGGAAAUCCGGUGAACGGAGCUCUUGUUGGGAAAAACAGCGCCUGGUGGAAGGGAGUGACACUCGCUUCGGUCGCAAUGCUGACCGGGGCUUCACUAGCGUUAAUUCUACGACUCUCUAGGUUGCGGGGUCCAAAGCGUCACUCGGAUUGA
Messenger RNA from Fibroporia radiculosa, 1230 nucleotides. RefSeq lists its product as uncharacterized. Lineage: Eukaryota; Fungi; Basidiomycota; Agaricomycetes; Polyporales; Fibroporiaceae. The transcript is spliced from 10 exons. Bases 1 to 1230 code for a protein of 409 amino acids. Gene Ontology annotation, molecular function: transmembrane transporter activity. Gene Ontology annotation, biological process: transmembrane transport. The record is from RefSeq and is a predicted model, not a curated record. Gene Ontology annotation, cellular component: fungal-type vacuole membrane.